This is a messenger RNA of Symphalangus syndactylus (siamang), 1146 nucleotides long. Its product is annotated as eukaryotic initiation factor 4A-I-like. Gene Ontology annotation, molecular function: nucleic acid binding; ATP binding. NCBI's taxonomy places the organism in Eukaryota, Metazoa, Chordata, Mammalia, Primates, Hylobatidae. The record is from RefSeq and is a predicted model, not a curated record.
GCCCAAUCUGGCACUGGGAAAAUGGCCACAUUUUCCAUAUCAGUUCUGCAGCAGAUUGAAUUAGAUCUAAAAGCCACCCAGGCCUUGGUCCUAGCACCCACUUGAGAAUUGGCUCAGCAGAUACAGAAGGUGUUCAUGGCACUAGGAGACUACAUGGGUGCCUCCUGUCACACCUGUAUCGGGGGCACCAACGUUCGUGAUGAGGUACAGAAACUGCAGAUGGAAGCUCCCCAUAUAAUUGUGGGUACCCCUGGCCGUGUGUUUGAUAUGCUUAACCGGAGAUACCUGUCUCCCAAAUACAUCAAGAUGUUUGUACUGGACAAAGCUGACAAAAUGUUAAGCCAUGGAUUCAAGGACCAGAUCUACGACAUAUUCCAAAAGCUCAACAGCAACAGCCAGGUAGUUUUGCCGUCAGCUACAGUGCCUUCUGAUGUGCUUGAGGUGACCAAGAAGUUCAUGAGGGACUCCACUUGGAUUCUUGUCAAGAAGGAAGAGUUGACCCUGGAGGGUAUCUGCCAAUUCUACAUCAACACGGAACGAGAAGAGUGGAAGCUGGACACACUGCGUGACUUGUAUGAAACCCUGACCAUCAUCCAGGCAGUCAUCCUCCUCAACACCCGAAGGAAGGUGGACUGGCUUACCGAGAAGAUGCACGCUCAAGAUUCCACUGUCUCUGCCAUGCAUGGAGAUAUGGACCAAAAGGAACAAGACGUGAUCAUGAGGGAGUUUCGUUCUGGCUCUAGCAGAGUUUUGAUUAUCACUGACCUGCUGGCCAGAGGCAUUGAUGUGCAGCAGGUUUCUUUAGUCAUCAACUAUGACCUUCCCACCAACAGGGAAAACUAUAUCCACAGAAACGGUCGAAGUGGACAGUUUGGCCGUAAAAGCGUGGCUAUUAACAUGGUGACAGAAGAAGACAAGAGGACUCUUCGAGACAUCGAGACCUUCUACAACACCUUCGUUGAGGAAAUGCCCCUCAAUGUUGCUGACCUCAUCUGAGGGGCUGUCCUGCUUCCUAGUCCCAGCCAGAGUUCAAUCUUGGGGGGCUGAGGAGCAGCAGGGCUGCGGGAGGGAAGGGAGCCAAGGGAUGGGCAUCUUGUCAUUUUUUUUCUGUGAAUAAAUGUCACUUUUUGAGGCAAAAAAAAAGAA